AUCAGCAACUAUGGCAUCAACCUCGACACAUAAACUACCCCAUGGGUUCCUCGAGGACCCAGCGCCUGACCUAACCAAAACCAAAAUUGACUUCAACAAACAAGGCCUCCCGGAAUACCAGAAUGCAUGGGCAGUCGUACUAGACGGUGUACUCACAGAGAAGGAAUGCAAAACAUUGCUUGAAGCGGCCGAGGCAACCACAGAUGGCAAAUGGGAAAGAGCAUUGGUCAACAUCGGUGGGGGUAUGCAAGCCAUGUAUGAGGACACAAGAAAGUGCGGCCGCAUCAUCUGGGACAACAAGGAACUCAUGACGAGGCUUUGGGCCAGAAUAGAGACAUCAGUACCAGAGAUCCAUCGUCUCCAAAACUGGGCCGAAGUUACCGGAUACGGUCCCGUGAAGCGUAAAGAAACGUGGAAAGUGACGAGGCUGAACGAGCGCGGACGAUAUCUCAAAUACAUUGGCGGCGAGUACUUCAAACCCCACUGUGAUGGUGCCUACGAAACACCCGAUAGAACCGAGCGGUCAUACUUUACCCUGCAUCUGUAUCUAAACGGCGCUGUGGAAAAGAGUGGGGUGCGGCAGCUAGAAGGCGGCGCCACAACUUUCUUCAGCGGCAAUUUGGUCCAGCGUAUAGAUGUCGAACCAAAGGCCGGACGCGUCCUGCUAUUCCAGCAUCGCAAUCUCAUCCACUCCGGCGACGAUGUGGUAAGCGGAACAAAGUAUACGCUGCGGACGGAUAUCAUGUAUACGGUCGAAGGACGCGGCGAAGGGGCCUAGGCGAGCAGGUGCAGGAGAGAAAAGGUGACAUGGCUGAAGGUAAGGCGGGUUGCGUGGGUUGCGUGAUUUUUUGUUAGUAGUAUCCUUGAACUGAUAGAUGCUGCGCAAAAUAGCACACUUACGUAGAAAAAAAUGGUGAACGGCCUGCCUCGCCA
Pyrenophora tritici-repentis Pt-1C-BFP is the source of this 933-nucleotide messenger RNA. Its product is annotated as 2OG-FeII-Oxy-3 domain containing protein. Lineage: Eukaryota; Fungi; Ascomycota; Dothideomycetes; Pleosporales; Pleosporaceae. Gene Ontology annotation, molecular function: L-ascorbic acid binding; procollagen-proline 4-dioxygenase activity; iron ion binding. Gene Ontology annotation, cellular component: endoplasmic reticulum. Gene Ontology annotation, biological process: peptidyl-proline hydroxylation to 4-hydroxy-L-proline. The record is from RefSeq and is a predicted model, not a curated record.